AUGAAGUGUCUGUUCUUCUUCUUCUUCUUCCUCAUCACCGUCCUGUCUACGUCUUUGCACGUGCCCGUAGCGACUGGAAUUGCGUCCAUCGCGAAGACCAUCGUCGUCAACCCUAGCGGCACCGGGGAUUUCAGAAGCAUCCAGGUGGCGAUCAACUCCGUCCCCGACUUCAACAACCAGUGGAUAAAGAUCCACCUCGCUUCAGGAGUUUACAGGUUCGAUCGAGAGGGAGCGCAGAAGACGUCGAUCGAGUGGGGCGAUUACGCCAGCGACUCCGGCGGCCACGACACCACCAGCAGCGGAACGGUCACGUCUUAUGCUUCGAACAUUGUUGUUGCAGGGAUAACCUUCAAGGUCUCGUUCACGCGUAGGCCUGCAUGCAUGCGAGAGGCACAAGUCUAUAUGAUUCGAUCUUUGGUGCAGAACAAAUACGACGGAUACAGCCACAUGAAGCAAGCGGUGGCGGCGAUGAUAUCAGGAGACAAGUCGUCACUAUACUCAUGCAGCUUCAUCGGGUAUCAGGACACUCUCGCUGAUUUGUUCGGAAGACACUACUUCAAAGGUUGCUACAUUCAAGGCGUGACAUUUCCUACAUCCAUAAGGAUGGCUCAGUGA
Molecule: messenger RNA, 615 nt
Organism: Musa acuminata subsp. malaccensis (wild Malaysian banana)
Lineage: Eukaryota; Viridiplantae; Streptophyta; Magnoliopsida; Zingiberales; Musaceae
Source: RefSeq, a predicted model, not a curated record